AUGACAGAAUCAACCACUUCCAAAGCUGAAGAGUAUAGAUCUCUUUACCAAAAAUACCUCGAAUGCUGCAAUGCACACGACUUUGAAGGCAUGAAAACCUUUUACAAGUCCCCUCUCAACGUCAUGGACAAACCACUAGACCCAGACGACGUUGUUGCCCAGUUUAGACCUCUAGUGGUUGCAUUUCCCGACUGGAAGUGGGAACUACGACGUCUAGUUAUCGAAGGCGAUUAUCUUUCGCUGCAUUUCAGAAUCACUGGAACGCACAAGGGUGAAUUUCGAGGAUAUCAACCUACCGGACGCAAGGUGGAAACUACAGAGUUUACUCUCUAUCAUGUUGUUGAUGGCAAGUUUGCAGAGGUUUGGGAUUUGGUUGACUUUGAGGCAAUGGUUGAGCAGAUCAAAUGA
Messenger RNA from Fusarium poae, 408 nucleotides. RefSeq lists its product as uncharacterized. The record is from RefSeq and is a predicted model, not a curated record. The transcript has a single exon. Lineage: Eukaryota; Fungi; Ascomycota; Sordariomycetes; Hypocreales; Nectriaceae. Gene Ontology annotation, biological process: polyketide metabolic process. The coding region runs from base 1 to 408 and encodes 135 amino acids.